Messenger RNA from Magnusiomyces paraingens, 1629 nucleotides. RefSeq lists its product as uncharacterized. The transcript has a single exon. Lineage: Eukaryota; Fungi; Ascomycota; Dipodascomycetes; Dipodascales; Dipodascaceae. The record is from RefSeq and is a predicted model, not a curated record. Gene Ontology annotation, molecular function: flavin adenine dinucleotide binding; NADP binding; N,N-dimethylaniline monooxygenase activity. The coding region runs from base 1 to 1629 and encodes 542 amino acids.
AUGGCUCCAAUUGAAUACGAUGCUAUUGUUGUCGGCGGCGGCUUCGGCGGCGUCUACACUACCUACCAGCUUAGAGAACUAGGCUACAAUGUCCAUUCCUUUGAAAAGGGUUCCUUCAUCGGUGGCAUUUGGUACUGGAACAAGUACCCCGGUGCUCGUGUCGAUUCUGAUGUUCCUGUCUACCAACUUUGGCUUGAACAAAUCUAUAAGGACUGGGACUUCAAGGAGCGUUUCCCUGGCUGGAAAGAGCUCAACGAAUAUUUUGCCCAUGUCGACGAAAAGAUUCAAAUCUCCAAAAACUACUCUUUCAACACAUUUGUCAGUGCCUGCCACUUUGACGAAAAGUCUGGCAAGUGGACCGUCACCACUAACGGUGAAGAUGCUGGUACCUUCAUUGCUAAACACUUGGUUGUUUGCACAGGCUUUGCCGCCAAAAAGUACAUUCCUGAUUUCAAUGGUCUUGACAAGUACAAGGGUAUCAUGUACCACACUUGCGAAUGGCCCGGUGACGAUGUUGACUUCAAGAACAAGAAGGUUGCUGUCGUUGGUACCGGUGCUUCUGGUGUCCAGGUCAUCCAGGAAGUUGGCCCUAUUGUCGAAGAUUUGACUGUCUACCAACGUACCCCCAAUAUUGCUAUCCCCAUGCACCAGCGUGCAGUCACCCACGAAGAACAAGAAGCUCGCCGUGCUAACUAUGACAAGGUCUUUGCUCAUACUCUUACUGACUCUUGCGCUGCCGGCUUUGAGUUUGGUUUUGACCCCCGUAGCGCCUUGGAGGUUACUGAUGAAGAACGUGAAGCCCACUUUGAAAAGUGCUGGGCCACCGGUGGCUUCCACUUUUGGGUUGCUACUUUCCAUGAUGUUUGGAGCAACCUGGAGGCUGAUAAGUACCAGUACGAGUUCUGGCGUCGUAAGACCCUUGAGCGUCUUACUCGUCCUGAGUUAUUUGAAAAGCUUGCACCUGCUGUGGCCCUCAACCCCUUCUGCUCAAAGAGACCUUGUCUUGAACAGACCUACUACGAGGUCUACAACCAGCCCAAUGUCGACAUUGUUGACCUCCGCCAGGAACCCAUUCUUGAGUUCACCGAAAAGGGAAUCAAGACUGCCAACGGUGAGAAGGAAUUUGACAUCAUUGUUCUUGCCACUGGUUUCGAUGCUGUUACUGGUGGUUUGACUCAAAUGGAUAUUCGUGGUAUCCAUGGCGAAACCCUUGCCGACAAGUGGGAGACUGGUGGUCUUCGCACCUACCUUGGUGUUGCUGUCAAUGACUUCCCCAACAUGUACUUUAUGUACGGACCUCAGGGCCCUACUGCAUUCUCUAACGGACCUACCUGCGCUCAGAUCCAAAGUAACUGGAUUGUCAAGCUUAUUCAGUACACUGACAAGCACAAUCUUAAGUAUGUUCAGCCUACUGAAGAGGCCGAAGAGGAGUGGGCUCAGCACGUUCUUGAAGCCAGUAAUAAGACUCUCGUUGGCAUGGCCAAGACUUCUUGGUACAACGGUACCAACAUUCCUGGCAAGAAGAUUACAGGUCCUUUGAACUACCUCGGUGGUGUUCCUACAUAUUACCGUGAGAUCACUGCGGAAGAAAACACCCAGUAUGAAAACUUUAACAAAGUUGCUGCUUAG